CAUCAAAAUAUUACUAAGUGUUAUAUCCAGUUCUACUGUUGCUUGUUGGUGAAUGAAGCAGGUGGGUUAUUUUUAGAUUUUAUGGAGGGUGCUAUAGAAAUACCGUGACAUGUUAAGAGGAAGAUGUCAGUGAAUUUGGCCAAGAAAUAUUUGCAUUUCUCGAGUACCAAGUCGUGACCUUUUUAGCCUCCCUCACCUUAUCUUUUAUGCAAAUUAACGAUCGUUGCCUGAGCUUCCCUUAUUUUUGCCUUUCUACCUGUCUUUCUAUUUCGCCUAGUGACAGAGCUUCUAGCACCCUAUUGAAAUUGUUCAUAUGUGCAUUUAGGUAUUUUCAGUAUUAGGGCUGUUUUCUGAGUAUGAGAGUUGUUUUCAAGUUGAGAUUGGGUGAGCUAGACAAUGGUCAACUUAGUGUUGUAACGUUUUGGAACUCAAGCUAAGCCUGAUCAAAUCUCAAGACUAACUUCCAGGAUUAAGCUUUGCUGUCUUAUUUUCAAGUAUAUUCUCUGUUGUUCCAAAUGGCUCGUUCAAGUGAUUUUUGAGAGUUGUAGACUCCCCAGACAGUGUACGUUCUGCUAAUUCUGUUGUUGGAUCUUGAUUUAACAACUGAGUUAUUUACUGACUUAGAUGUACUUUUUCCAUUAAAUUAAUAUUGAUAUUGAACAAACAUAUAUUUAAAAAAAGAAAGACUGAGUCAUAUCUAUCUAUGCAUUUAUCUAUCAAACUUAAUCAAGUCAAAAAUGAGCAGGGUGAACAAAUCUGAAGCUUGGCCUGUAACUAUUUUGAGUUCAGUUCUCAGACUUUUCAGAUUGGCUCAUAUGCUUAUGAAUGGCUUGCUUAGUUGACAGCUCUACCUUGUCCUUUUGAUAAAAGUACUUUAUCAUCAAAAUCUAAUCUAUUCUUUACCGUGUUGUGAUGGGUAAAACUGUCUCACUUCUCAGCUCCUUUCAGAUUUAUCUUUAGGUAAUCAUUAUAUUUGCCAUUUAUCCAGUUUUUUUUUUUUACUUCUUUCUUUGAAGUUGAUUACUUGUAAUGAAGGAGAGUUUUCCUAUUUCAUGCAAAUUUUGUCAUCUUCACUGAACUCCUUUUUUGUGAUAAAAUUUGCCUAAAUGUGUGACCAUGCUUUGCAGCUUCUAGCUUAUAACUCUUUGUAACAUAAUGUACUUUUAUAAGGGAAGAAUUAUUAAGACUGCAUUGUGCUUAUGUCUUCUCAACUUGAAAACAAGAGAUUUGCUUUUUCAAGAUUCAAGUGAAAAUGAAAACCACAUGGAGGACAUACCAAAUGAUGUGCUUCAGCUUAUAAACGCCCACCAGUUGAGUCCUUUCAAUGCAAAAGUUGCGAGGUAUGCUGCUGCAUCAAAAGAAGAAUGGGAAGAACAAUGCAAACUUUGGCCAACAUCCUACCAUCCAUCAACCAACAGUGCUGAUGGCGUCACUGGGUUUAAUGAAGAGGAAUCACAAUAUGUCUUCAAAUGCAUGAAAGUUGCGUUCGACUUAGCAAAAACACACUACCAUGGUGAUAAGGUUGUAAAUGCUGCUGUGAUAGUUGAUCCUUCAUGUAGGCAUAUUAUCGCAAGUGCUUGUGACCAAACAUGCCCAAGGUCUACAUUGACAAAUGAAACUGGCUCAAAACUUGUCAGUUGCAUUGAACGGGAGGCAAAUACCACCUCCACUCAAUCUGAUGCAGAUGGACUGGCAAGCAGUAAAGAACGGUUAUUUCCAAAUUUCUCACCUGAUAAAUGCAGUGACCUGUACUUUGGCGUUUCUUGUCUAAACCCUUGGGGAUGGGCAGAACAAAGACCACACCAUCAACACUCUGAACAUCAGUGUGGAAACAACUAUCCCUGGCAUCCUUUGAGGCAUGCUGCUCUUAUUGCUAUUGAAAAAGCUGCUGAAAGGGAUAGGCAGCUAUUCCCCAGCAUAGGAUCUUCAAAGAAUCUGUCUAUUCUGGAUCAUGAUUUAAAGUUUGCUUCUGAUAGCAGUUUGGCAAAGCGACAGAAGACCCAGGUUUUGAAAAACGAGCACAGCUUAGUCAACAAAGAUGGUACCAAUUCUUUGUCUUCUGAAACAACGCGACCUUAUCUAUGCACUGGUUUUGAUAUCUACCUCGUAUGGGAGCCAUGUGCAAUGUGUGCAAUGGCACUUGUCCAUCAAAGAAUUCAGCGCAUUUUCUACGCCUUGCCAAAUCCAAAUGCUGGUGCACUGGGUAGUGUCUACAGACUUCAAGGAGAGAAAAGCUUGAACCAUCAUUACUCUGUAUUUAGGAUUUUGAUACCUGAAAAAGCCCUUUACCAGGUAGAAUCAAAUGGUUCAGAUGACUGUCCAUUACAAAAUUGAUGACUGGUAAAUCUUUUUUUAGAGAAAGGAGGGAAGAGCUAUCUAAAGAAAAUUAUCAGGUCCAAAUACUUGGGAAUACACCAACUUUGACACACAGCCUCCUCCAAGGAGAGGUAUGUGAACAUUAAGGCACAUCUCCAGUUCACAGUUUCUGACAAAUCAUUGGAACCUUUGUAUUCUUUUCAGGUGUUAUGGUCACCAUUAAUAUGCAAGCAAUUAUAUAUUUCCCAUCUUUAUCUAGACAGUUUCUCCAGGGAUGACAAGUCGAUAUAUUAUAAUUGAAUAGCUUCAGCAUUUAAUA
Molecule: messenger RNA, 2635 nt
Organism: Phoenix dactylifera (date palm)
Lineage: Eukaryota; Viridiplantae; Streptophyta; Magnoliopsida; Arecales; Arecaceae
Source: RefSeq, a predicted model, not a curated record